AUGGCACGCCCUGAUCCUCAUCCUCUUGCCAUAUUCUCGUUAUGUCCCUAUUCGGAAAAUGAGGGAGCCAUGCUUUGCAUCAACCAUCCGGAAAAUUUGCACAAUGUUUCAAGGCAACAGAAAGGUGGAUACGGUCUCGAUGUCGGCUUUCAUCUGCCCGGAUCAUCGAGCGGAACUCUGGCAACACUAGGGCGAGGUAUCGGGGUCGACAUCUACUUGGCAGGAUCGGCAAUAUCACGUAUACAGUGUACGUUCGAGAUCGACUUGAAUACUGGCUUCAUAAUGCUAUCCGAUAGAUCGUCAACUGGCUCAACUCAAGUCUUUGGUAAUGAUGCUCUACCAUUCGAGCGCGAACGCCACCAACGGAGAAUCCUCGUGCAGGCAAACCUAAAUACGAGGAUUGGGAUCGGCGGCGUGCGACACGAUCUCAUUCAAUUCGAGUUGAUGUGGCAUCAGGAUCCCAUGCAAAUAACGACCAUCAUUAAACAGAAUCACAUCAUACUCCGUAGUGUUGCAACGAAUCCACGAGUGGCUCGAACGGAGGACGAGCCGCCAACCGAACUGCCGUCUCAACGGGAGACCAGACUACACACCCCAGGCCAGCUGCCGGCAAUCAUGCGAUAUGUUACAGUGGGACAUAAGCUUGGAGAAGGGGCGUUUGGUACAGUCCACCAAGCUAUCGAUGUAGACUCGGGAAAUAUCAUGGCCGUCAAGGUGAUCAAACGGCCCAAAGGGUUACAGCAGCAAGCCCACUGGAAGAACUUGUUGAGGCGUGAAAUCGAAAUACUCUCUCAGUUAAAUCAUCCUCACAUUGUUGAUUACAUUACGUCGCAACAUUGGAAUGAGCCGCAGGUAGAAAUCUUCAUGGGCCUGAAGGAAGGUACUCUACAAUCGUUAAUCGAGUGUGGAUCCUUUCAACCCUUUGUCAUUGCCAAUAUUGUACUUCCGCAAAUGCUGCAAGCGCUCGAUUGCAUUGCAUCGAACAGAAUCGUUCAUCGAGACGUAAAACCAGAGAAUAUUCUGUAUGUCACUGAUCCAAACGACCGGUCCCAAAUACUUUUCCAGUUAGGAGACUUUGGGCUCGCCAAAUACAUUGUCGAUCCUGCGUCGUUUGCGGGUAGCCGCAUUUUCAUGGCCCCCGAGAUGUUUCAGGGCGGGAGUAACACCACCAAACUAGAUAUUUGGUCACUCUUUGUCACAAUGAUGUGGACAUUGGACACGCAGGGGUUCCGACAGAACCAAACCUAUUACCAGAGCCAACCUGAAACGACUGUUCAACGUCUCAUCUACCUUAGGGACGAAGAAAUUACUUUCUCAUACUUCAACGGUGCCGAUGAGAGGAUAGAUUCACCAUUAUUCUUUGCUGCUACGCUCACAGUCUGGGACGACAACCUAAAGAACACACAUAGAUUAAUCAAACCUCAGAUCUGA
Molecule: messenger RNA, 1431 nt
Organism: Aaosphaeria arxii CBS 175.79
Lineage: Eukaryota; Fungi; Ascomycota; Dothideomycetes; Pleosporales
Product: kinase-like protein
Exons: 4
Coding region: 1-1431 (476 amino acids)
Biological process (GO): protein phosphorylation
Molecular function (GO): ATP binding; protein binding; protein kinase activity
Source: RefSeq, a predicted model, not a curated record